Bathycoccus prasinos is the source of this 801-nucleotide messenger RNA. RefSeq lists its product with no specific name. Bases 1 to 801 code for a protein of 266 amino acids. Gene Ontology annotation, biological process: ubiquinone biosynthetic process. NCBI's taxonomy places the organism in Eukaryota, Viridiplantae, Chlorophyta, Mamiellophyceae, Mamiellales, Bathycoccaceae. The transcript has a single exon. The record is from RefSeq and is a predicted model, not a curated record.
AUGCAAAACCGAAAUCUGAAGUAUUUUCCGAAGCUCGUUUCGAACUAUUGUUCUUCUCGCGAGGUCCAAAGACAGCCUGCUUCUAUGAUGGAAAACUAUAAGCUCACCAUGGAAUUAGCAAAUUUAAGUGAACGUCGAAAAGAAAAGAUAACGGAUAACUGCAUUCACUUGAGUUUUCUGCAACAAAAUUUAGUCACAUUAUUCUCCGGCUGCGGAGCCAUUGUUCAUCCCAAAAGAGCCGAUUUUGUUGCGAACACAAAUGAACUACUAGAUAGAGUAAACCUUAAAUUUUUGUUAUUUAAAAUGAAAGCGCAUCCGUGCGGGAAAGAGCUGCUGCUCAAGCGUCCAAGGAUAUCUCAAACUAUACUGGACGAGGCGUGGUUAUGUGAAGGCCAUACAUUUGGGGGGGCAUAUGCUCAAUUUAUGGGAACUCGUUCCUUUUAUCCAGCAGAACGUCCGACUGUAAGAUUUAUUGCCAGCUCAGAUUUAGGUUAUGUAGCGCUGAGAAUGCGCGAAUCUCAUGAUUUCUGGCAUGUAUUAUUUGGAUGUUCCACUAGUGUCAUCUCAGAGUUGCAGCUAAAGCUGAUAGAGUUUCGCUACACAAAUUCGCCUUCAGCUGGAUUAUCAUAUUUCUUAGCACCAGUUCGUUUGGGUUUACGUGACCGAAGAUACUUCUCAAACUUCUCUGUUUCGCAUGCGCACGUACCAAUUGAUGCAAAUAAGUUGAUAUUUUCCACUCUUGAGGAACGACUCCGUGUUCCGCUAAACUCUCUAAGGAAGGAGCUACUCGUUGAUAUUUGA